AUGGGCCGCCUGGGGGCCGGGCUGCUGCUGGGGUCACUGCGGGCUCGCUGCCUCGCGGGGCCAGCCCUGCCGUGGGCGGAGGGGCUGGUGGUCGGAGCCCGGGCUUGCAGUUCCACGCGCCCCGGCGGUGGCCUCGAGGGGCCGCCGCGCCAGCGCUCCUACUGGCGCUAUCUGCGGCGUCUGGUGCUGGGGGCGCCCAGGCCGCCAUACCCGCACGUGUGCCAGGUCGGAGACCCGGCGCUGCGGGCCGUGGCAGCCCCGGUAGAGCCGGCGCAGCUGGCGGAACCCGAGCUGCAGCGGCUGGUGCAGCGGCUGGUGCAGGUGAUGCGGCAGCGGCACUGCGUGGGCCUGAGCGCGCCGCAGCUCGGGGUGCCGCUGCAGGUGCUGGCGCUGGAGUUCCCGGAGGCGCUCUGCCGCGCCUGCGCGCCGCGCCUGCGCGAGGCCCGCCAGAUGGAGCCCUUCCCGCUGCGCGUGUUCGUGAACCCCCGCCUGCGGGUGCUGGACAGCCGCCUGGUCACCUUCCCCGAGGGCUGCGAGAGCGUCGCCGGCUUCCUGGCCCACGUGCCCCGCUUCCAGGCCGUGCAGAUCUCAGGGCUGGACCCCAGAGGAGAGCAGGUGGUGUGGCAGGCCAGUGGAUGGGCAGCACGCAUCAUCCAGCACGAGAUGGACCACUUGCAGGGCUGCCUGUUCAUUGACAAAAUGGAUAGCAAGACGUUUACAAACAUCCGCUGGAUGGAGGUGAAUGACUAA
Molecule: messenger RNA, 750 nt
Organism: Pipistrellus nathusii (Nathusius's pipistrelle)
Lineage: Eukaryota; Metazoa; Chordata; Mammalia; Chiroptera; Vespertilionidae
Source: the annotation of a GenBank genome assembly